ACAAGAUGGCGGUGCAGGACGCAGUUCUGUCAGACAGUGAUUAGACAAAUUUAUAUUCUGCAAUAAUAGACAUGAUUAUCGGAGGAUUUAGAGGUUUAAUGGUGGUAAACAAUUACUGGAUCUAACAAUGGCAUCAUCCAGCAAUGAAAACCAACAUUUGUGGUUCUCUGUAACAGAAGAAACAUUGUUUUUACAUGAUGGCCUGCUGAGAGUAACAGACCUUGUUGAAUUACCAACUAAUGUUAACGCUAGUCCCGAUGGAGAUGCAGAUAUUCUAUCUUGUGGAUUUGAUACAACAGAUACCCAUGAUGUACCCGAAAAACUUCUCACAGUUUGUGGAACACAAAACAGCGCAUACAAGCGGCUUAUUGAAUACCGACUAAAUUCCCUACGUGGCUAUUGGGCGGCAUACAAGGAACUAACCCAAGAUGCAACACCCAGCAGAGAAUUAAGUCAGCUCUCCCUUCAAGAGGAGACCUUGAAUUUAUUUAAGAAGGAAGCUGAGCAGGCAUCAUUUUCAACAAGAAUUGGUUUAUUACUCUUGCUUCCUCUUCUGCAGUCGCAAAGUCGAAUUGAUCCGAAGUUAUGUGGCGUAACAGCUGAGUUGUUAUUGAAUUGUUUAAGAGAAUGUAAACCAUGCAGUCUUUCUAAAGAACCUGGCGAUUGUUUAAAGGGUUUAGAAAGUUUAUUAUGUGAUUGGUUAGGUGAAGACAGUAAAGAUAAACAGAUUAAAGUCGAUGAUAAGUGUCAACGAGAAAAGGCUGCCUCAGCUCUUGUAGCUUUGGCUUGUGCAAGAGGCCAUGUUGAUACUUUUAUUCAUGCUGCAGAUUUACUUCAACAGUUACCUGAUUUACAGACAUUACCUGUAGCAGAUAUUUUAAGUGGAUUAUUAGAUACAAGAGGUGGAAUAGGUCAGCCAUCAACUCUACUAGGAAAUAAACAUGCUGUUAGUUGGGGCUUUGAAGAUAUGUUAAAUGUGAUAUCUGAAAAACCUCCCGACCAAGAUGACAAAGAUAAAGAAAAAGUUGAGAGUGAAAUAGGUAGAAGUAUAGCUACUGAUGGUAAAUAUUUAUAUACCAGUAAUACGAUUGGUAAAGGUUUAGCUAAAAUUGGUACAGGUCUGCACGGAACUCUAAGAGGUUAUGUGUACAGUCGUAAUUUAAGAAUAGGACCAGGUAGAAUAGCAUAUGGUGAUAAUAAACUAUUAUAUAGACCUGUAACAUUUGAUCAGGAUGAACAUAGUAAUAAUCUAGCUCUUCUUAUGGAUACAAAUACUUUAGAGAUGAUAAAACCAGUUUUAAAACCAGACAAGUGUUCAGUGGGUAAACCAUGUGUUACUGUAGGAUUUGUUAGUGAUGGGAUGUAUUUCUAUUUAAUAUGGUGUCAGGUUAAUAUGGCUGAUAAAUCAGCUAAAGGAAUCAAUGUUUAUGUAGAAACAUACAGUAUAGAGGAUAACAGUUUGAGUGUAAAUAUCAUCAAACCAUCAGUUAUACUACAAAAGAAAGAUGAUAAUAAUCCUAAAACUCUCACUGAGGCGAUAUUUACCCGUCCACGGCCAUUCCGUACCUCCAAUUCAACAGCAACACUUGUAGCAUUAACAGGCGGUGAAAUGUUAGCUACCAGAAAAGAAGAUGUAUCAACUUCAACAGUUUUAAGUACAUCAUGUGGUAUACAGUUAAAGACUUUAAUUAAAACACCUGUGUUUUGUGAUGGUAAUAAUAUCGUGUUCCUCACAUCUCUACAUGUACAAGUGUUAGCCUGUAACUUAUGUUUUAAUAUUACUGAUGGACAGUUUAAUACUAGAGUUGAUUUAAUGGAUGCACCAAGUUGUUCUCUUGCAAGAGGUACAGCUGUUAAUAGUCUAGGAACAUGUUUUGAUGUGAGUAAUAAUUCUAUCUGGGUGUGUAGUAGUGAUUAUAUAGAUCAGUUUUAUAAUCCCAGUAAUCAGGCACCACAUCAUAUCAACAAGAGAUUAUGUAUACCUAUAAAACCUAAACCAACAACAACUACAGGUGAAAUAAUAUCAGUUAAAAGUGUAGUAGAGACGUUAUUACAGCAUGCAGGUGGUAUGUGUGUACAUAAAUUAAACAGUGAUCCUUAUUCUAACUAUUUGUUACCACCAACACCUGUCGAUCUUCCUCAAUUACAUAGAAUAACAGAUAUACUAACUAGAGCUAUGGAAGAUGGCCAAAUGUCUAUCAUUAUUAGUGCACUAGUUGUUUUACAGUUAAUAUUUAAAACCAGUGUAUUUGUAUUGGAGAGAGAAGGAGAGGCUAUUCUCAUGAACAAAACCAGAUCAUUGCUAUGGAAAUUAGUAAUAGCUAAAUCUAGUGAAAGUAGUAAUAUAGCUAUACAGAGAGAAGCAUGUAAAGCCAUUAGUGUAGGGUUGAUGGCUUUAUAUUCUAAUAACAACGAAAGACAUAAAUUAUUGUAUCAACUUAUGACAGAAGGAGGAGAGUCAUCCGGUUUAGUUGUAUUACGUGAUCUAAUAUUAACAGACUUUGCUGCUCAGUUAAAAACUAAAAGUUUAAAAUCUGUCGAGACUGAUCAUCUCAGACUAGAAGAUGAAUUAGUUCACUAUAUAUUAAAGAGAGCUGUGAAAGGAUCAUUAGAUAUAUUAAAACGGCCAUUAAAAACAUCUAGACCUUUUGAAGAAACAGUUACUGAUGUUCCAGUUGCCAGUCCAUGUGUAAUGUAUAUAAUGGCUCUACAAUCAUAUUUAUUAAGAGAAACUGUGUUCUAUGUUAAAGAUACAGACAAGGAUAAGGAAAAUAAAACUGAUAAUAAAAGUCAACUGUCAUCACAGGAUUUAAUUACUGGUGUUAUUAAUUUAGCUACAAAGAUAUUUGUUGGUUUAUGUGAGGUGUUUGAAACAUUUAUAGAAGUGUGUAAUUCUGUGAUAGAUACAAGUCCAAUUGAAGAAAUAGACAGUAAACUACAGACAAUGGAAAGACUUGCAAAAGGAACUAUAUUAGGUCAUUUAUUACCAGUCUUGUUGACAACAUUAACACAUUCCAGUCUACAAGAGUUGUCUUUAGCCAAUGCAUUGAUGCCACAUCUAACAAGACUUGUUCUACUGUCAACACAGGCUGCAAUGUUGAUGAGAAGUCCAAAGAAAUGUUCAUUACCAGAAGAUGAUGGUGCUGAUCCUGACAGAGAUAUGUUAAAUCUCAUUGGUCAGUCUAUCCAAACUAAACAAAAAGAUAAUGAAACAGAAGAUGAUGGAGAAUGUUAUUUAGCUAGUUUAAAAAUUCCAGCCCCAUGGGCAUCUGGUAAAUCUAUAGAAACAAUUCAUCCAGUUCGUGAUAAUUAUAAAAUGAAGGAAACAAUUCAUAUACCUGGUGCUCGAUGUCUUUAUAUCAGAUUUGAUCCUAAAUGUUCAUCACAGUAUGAUUAUGAUAAGUUAAUACUGUAUGCCGGUCCAAAUACAAACUCGAAGAAAAUAGCAGAAUAUGGUGGUAAUACAUUUGGUUUUGGUAGCAGAAGUGUUUUAGGUUCUGGUUGGCCUAAAGAUUUAGUCAAGGUUGAUGGAGAUACAGUGACGUUCUCGUUUGAGAUGAGAAGUGGUAGAGAACAUAAUACACCUGAUAAAGCUAUGUGGGGUUUUCUUGCUACUGUACAUGCCCAGGAAUCUGUGGAGGAAGUCGGAGGAGGUCUUCCAUUCCUGGCUGAUCUAGCCCUAGGUUUAUCUGUUUUAUCAUGUAUGAUGUUACAAAUUAUGUUUGAUGGUCCAGAAAAAACAGAGGUGGAAAUAACCUGUCAACAUUUAUUUAAAAGUAAAAUAUUACAAAGAUGUGUUUGGCAAUCAGAACCUGAAAUAACCAAAUCAACAGAAAAGAGUAAAAAGAAAGCUGGAAGUAAAGCUGCGUUUAGUCCCGUUCUAGCUAGAAUUAAAUUACCCACCGAUUUAAUGGAUGGUUUACGUAAACUUUCUAAACGACAGACACCUAGAGUUCGACCUAGUAUAAAAGAAGUAAUCCAACCAUUAAUACUAGAAGAGAUGAUAAUGUCAGCUGUGGUGAAGCAUCUGUCACUAGUGGAAGCUUUACGUUCAUUACCCGAUAUACAGAAACAUGAAACAGAUGAAUUUUGGUUAUUAUCAUCAGUUGUUGAUGAAGUCUUCAGAAGAUUUGAUGCUUUAAUUAGACAAUUACAGACAUUGGCUGAUUUAGAACAGAGAUGGUUUAAUGAAGUAGAAGAACACAGACAAGAAAAGAAUCCAUCUUUUACACCCUAUUUUACAGAUUAUCAUCUACAUGAGUUAAAACAUAAAGAAUUGACAAUGUUAUGUUUUCUAAAAGAAGUAGCUCUUGAUACAGAAGAUACCGAAAGAGCUGUGAAAACUUUACGUGAAAAGUUUAACAGUGAUGUAGAGAAUAGUGAUAAAGAAAGUAUAAAAUCCAUGUAUAAAACUAAACAGAUAGUAGAGGGGAUAUUAUCACGAUUAGAUCUACUGUUACAUGUUAAUAUAUCAUUUGUUACCAGUGCUACUACAAUGACUAGAACAGCUUCUAACUAUGCUAAUAAUACCAGAGAAGGAAUAAUGGCCCGAUCUGAUACUGAUAUGUUACGACCAGGUUCAGUAUUAGGUAGAAGUAUGUCAGCUCCAUCUGGUGUAGAAGAUGAUACAUUCCUGGAAGUAAUGAGGUUGCAAAGACGUCGUCAGUUAUGUAAACGUGAUGUAGGAUCUAUAUUACAAGAUUUAGUAGAUGAAGAUGGACGUGAUAUGCCACCACAUGUAGCUUUAGUUGAUCAACUUUUCUCAUUCAUUGGUAGUGCUCCAGAAACAUCGGUAUCGUGUGAACAUUUUUUGAAAGCUGCUAAAGUACGAUGGAAGAGAGGUAACUCUAGAAAGAAUGCUCUGAUCUCCAUGAAAGAAUUAUUGACAUCAGCAUCCCGUGUUCCAGGGUCAUCGUACCUGCUUUCAUCAAUUACAUCAGUCUUAAAACAUGGUCCAAAGGUAGAAGAAUUAACUUGUGGUGGUUUAGUAAAUGUAAUACAAGAUGCCUAUGCUGAAACAGUUACAUCAGUUGUACAGUUAGCAUCUAAACAUCCUAUAGCUGGCUGUAAUAGUGUUGUAUUACUCUGUACUGUACCUUAUACCAGAGCAGAGGAAAAGUGUUUAGUAAGAUCUGGAUUAGUUCAUUUAUUAGAUCAACUGUGUGGAUUGGCCAAUCGUAGUACAGACCUACAAUCACCUGAUACCCAGACGAUACAUCAAAAAGUCUCGUUAUUAGCAUGGGCAGGAUUUAGGGUAUUAGCUAGCAGAUGUGUUACAUGGGAAACAGAAGAAGGUGUAUUAGAAGAUGAUUUAGAUCAUUCCGGAUUAGCAUGUCAAGUUUCCAUAUUAUUAACACAUUAUUUAACACGUGUAACAGAGAAUACAGGUAAUGAAGCUGCUGGGACGGAGGCCUUACAGGAAGUUCUAGCAUUACUUAAUAGUUUAUCAAGAAGUCGUAUGGGAAAAGCUAUAUUAUCUCAACCAGCCUGUGUUUCUAAACUACUCUCAUUGUUACUAGAUCAACGACCUUCACCUAAACUGGUGUUGAUAAUUUUACAGCUGUGUGGUGUAGCUUUACCAUUAAUGUCACCUACAGAUUGUGCUAAUGUUGAACUUCCUGCCUGGGGUCAACAUUUGACAUCUGGUCACUGGAGUAACGCCCAACCUGUUGAUGAUCCUCCUGCUAAAAUAGUCAGUUUAUUGCUGGCUAAACUUGGAGACUUCUUAGUUCCAGGAGAUCAAGUAUUAUUGUCUAGUAGGAGUCCAUCACAAGAGGUAACUAGUGGAGGUCAUAGUUCAUCUAGUAAUAAAUGUGACCAAUCAGAAGAUAGUGAUGUACAAGGUGGCCGUAUUAGUGUAUAUUUACAUAAGAAAGAUGAUCAAACAGCACAUGAUGUUAUACAACCAUUACUCAGUGUUGAUGGAAGAGCUUUUAGAGGUGGUCUAGGUGCCAGUAUGGAGAGAGUUUCACGAAUGGAUCGAGAAUUAACAAAGAGUGGUAAAACAGAAGUAGUAACAGAAGAAGCCAUGACAGCUUUACGUAAAGCGUAUAAAUGGGCUCAGUUAGGAUUAGUUUUAUCAACCGGUCCACCUACAGAUACAACACAAACAGAUACAGUGUCAGAUGGCAAGAAGAAAACUGCUACAGACGUUGUUUGUAAAGAGAAAAAUCUAGAAUUAGCAAAAACCGAUCCAGUACGAGCCUUUAUCAGUGGUCAUGUAGCCAAUAGUAUGGCAGCAGAAGUUAUCUCCCUUCUUCAUAGUUUGUUAGCUGCACCAUUAACAUCAUCUGCUCAAACCUGGUCUGAAGCUGUACAAAGAGUAUUAAUGAAUUCUGUAUCGUGUUUACCAUUAUUGAUGACAUCAUUAGAAGGAUUAGGAUCACCCAGAUGUCAUACCAGACAAUUAAUGACCAUGGCUAAAUUAGCGAAUGCUGCAUUAUGUGCUUUGGGUGGAUUUGGUGAACUUGUUAAACCGGGAUGUCAGAUAGAGAUAAUAGGAAAUGAUAUACAUGAGUCAACUGGUAAUGUUAUAACCCUAUCUGAACAGACUGAUAUAGCUAUAGUAUUAUUAGAUGGUGAUAAAACAGAUAGUUCUACACCCAGAUAUAGUGAUUUAAUAGAAAUACCUGUAUCUAGAUUACGGCCUGUUAGAAAUAAGACGUUCCUGAAACACCAACAAGAGAUGAGUGAUACUGUAUUUACAGCUGUCCAAGCAUUGCUUGAUCCACAAGGGACUGAUCAAUCUUAUCUACAACAAUCAUUACCACUUAUAGGUGACGGUAACAGUCUGGGUAACCAGACAUGUCGUGUAGUCGCUGAAAUAAAAACACGAGCUUGUAUGGUACUAGCACAAUAUCUACAGAAUCUCGAGUUUGCGAAAGUAUUUAGUCAGAGAUGUGGAUCAUCUAUAAAUAUCAUGAAAUCUUUAGCUAAAGAAUGUAAUAAAGGUAGUCGUAAACCAGUUAUAGAAGCUCAUGUAGAAAGAUUGAGAAUGUUAUAUAGAGAUUGUGCUAAACCUCCUCCUCCUCCAUGUAAAAACAACACAAAAGCUGGUAAAGAAAUGGUAUGGAAUGCUGGUUGUAAUUUCCCACCUGCUAGAGCAUGUUUAUUUUCUCAUGGUUUAACAUCUGUAACAUUUCUUGGUGAUCCAAGUGCCAGUAGUGGUUUACCUAGAGGUUGUAUGAUCUAUGCUAAUCAACCAAUACCUACACAGGCACCAUCGUUUUAUUGGGAGAUAAAGAUAUGUUCCUUAGGUGACAGUCAGGAUGAUAGUGGAGUUAUGGUAUCGUUUGGUUUUGCUCCAGCAGCAGAGAAAAAAGAUGGUGCGUGGACAAACCCUAUUGGUACAUGUCUACUGUUAAAUAAUGGUAAAGCUGUACAUUAUAAUGGAGCUAGUUUAUUACAAUGGAGAAGUGUCCGUAUGGAUAUAACACUAGGUAAAGGUGAUAUAGCAGGAAUAGGAUGGGAAAGGACAGGUUCUAAUAUAGACAAUCCUAAAGGUCGAGUAUAUUUUACACAUCAAGGACAGAAAUUACCUAAUACUAUAGAUGAUGUUUCUGGUGGUAUGUUUCCUGUUGUACACAUACAGAAAAAGAAUUGUCGAGUACAAGCUAAUUUUGGAGCUCAUCCGUUUGCCUUUGCUGAAGGUCAAGAACAUCGUGAUGCAGCAGAAGCAGCUAGUGAUUUAACGAGAGAAAUUCGUGAAUCAUUUGGACAUCUGCCGUUUCAUCCUAAUUCUGAUACAGAAGAGGAAGGAUUGACUAAUACUAGUAGUGGUGUUAGUUUAGAUACAGAAGAAAUUACAUCACAAGAUGGCAUCUUACUUAAAACAGCUAAUACACCAUCACCACUUAAUGACUAUUCCACCGAUACGUGUUUACAGUAUAAAGUUUUAGAUAGUUAUAGUAACAUGAUACAGAUGGGACCUAAUAUAACUGGUCAGGUGGUACAAGAUGACCAAUCAGAUGAAGAACCAAUGGAAGAUGAUAUGCCUGUAGAAGAUCACUAUGCCUUGUUGGUUAAAGCAUGGGAACAGAAAGUAUUCCCUAUAAUCAGACGACGAUUUAGAAACGAAGCUGAAAGAAAAGAUGGGUUAGAACAGAUUCGUGGAGCUCUUCAGUUAGGUAUGACUGAUAUAGCUAGACAAACUGUAGAAUUUCUAUAUGAAGAAAAUGGUGGAAUACCACGAGAUCUACAUCUACCUACUAUAGAUGAUAUAAAAGAAGAUUUAGCUAAAUUUACAAUCGAGAGAGUAAAGAAAGGAACAACAGUUAUUAUACGACUCCAUCACUCAUCAUCUACAGUACUACCAAAAUUUGCUGUUAGAAGUAUGUUUAAAACAUUCGGUGCCACUGGAACUGUGCUAGAAAUUGAUUCACCCAAUGAGUUAGUACAAGUAGAGACAUAUUUAAGAAGUGAAGGAGUAUUAGUGCGAUUCUGGUAUCCUAUACAGAGUUUAGAGAAACCACCACAAGGUUUACGUAAAGCAUCUAUAUCUGGUGGACAAACUCUAGAUACAUCUAAUAUACAUAUUCACGGUGAAUUGAUUUCAAGAGAGAAUUAUCUGAUGAAACAUUUCCUGAGAACAGCUUUCCUCUAUCUAAUAGAACAUUGCAAUUCUCCUGGAAUGGAGGUGACCAAUGAUUGCUCUCCACAGGAAUCAUGUGCUGCCACUCUUCAACAGCUUGAUUUAGAAAACAUUCAACUAUUGGCUGGUGAAUUGUUGGCUCCUCCCACUUCAGCAGGCAUAAUUCAGACUUCCUUAAUAGGAACAACUUGUGAACCAAAUAAAACUUUGAAUACAAUGGCUUGUUCAUUGAGUAGCAUUAUGUUUAGUGAUGCUAAAAGGUUACAAAGAGAGCUGGCUAUUGCAAUAUCAAGAGCAGCCAAUCAAGGAGAAGAUUAUCUUCUAGAAUUGACCAAUCAAAUUUGCUCUUGUUUACCAAAUGCUCCCGAGAUGUUUGCAUGUAUGGAGUUUCCUGUGAGUAAUUUGAAAACUAUACAAGAUGUAGAAUUUCCAGGAGCAGCCUGUCUUGUGGUCUCAUGUAAAACAGAUCCUAAAGGAGCUAAAAAAGAGUCAUCACCGUAUAAAUCACCUUGGGCUAGAAUAAGUACUCACACAGGCAGACGUGUCAAAAAAUCUGGAGAACCUGUCCGUCAACUAGUUGUCAGUUAUCCUAAUGAUGUCACCUCCUCUAGUAAUAUGAAUGAACAAUAUUGUCCGGCUAUAAUACCUGGUGAUCGUGUAAAUGUACGAGUAGGAGUAGCACCUCCUCCUGGUAUAAUUCUUACAAUACAUGCUCUACCCUUGCAAUUUCUGACGGCCAUCACAUAUCUGGAAACCUUGUUGACAGAAAAAUUUGGAUGUGGUAUGAAGGGCUGUGAACUUCACCGUGGAGAAUUUCCACACCAGAAAUCCUUUCCAACCCUUGAACAACAGCCUAGUUUAUGGAGCUUAGAUAAUAUAACAAUAACGCCAUCUGUGUUCGGUUACGUAAUUGAACAAUUGUGUAGCUAUAUCUGGAGAACAGACAUACCAGCUUUAAUCAAAGAAUUUGUAUUUCAUAUUCUGGCACAGGCAUUUAGAAUUUUAGAUUUUAGCGCUGGUGGACAUGGGAAUGGCUUGACUCAUGUAAAUAAAAGAUUUAGUCCACUACAAGGUCUCUUGAAUAAUCUUCCAGUAGAAUUAAAGAAAUUGUACGAAGACCAGAUCAAAGACUGGCAAUCAGCUUCAGGAAUUGGUGCUUCUGAUUCAGGUCGAUUUUCAACCUAUUUCCAUGCCUUGAUGGAAGUAAAUCUUGCCAUAUCAGAAGUCAACGAUGGCUGCAGUGAGAAAUCCGAAGGUGCAACAGCUCCUGAAGUAACAGCUACAUCACCAGGUAGCGGAGCAGUUGUCAAAAAGAAGAAACUUAAAUCGAAAAAGGAAAGAGAAAGGUCAACGUCUGGAAGAAAGACAUCAGCUAGUCCCAGAGUAAGUGAGAGCGAUUCAUCAACGGCCACGGAAUCUCUCGCAGCCAGCAGUAGCAGUAGCUUAUCUGUAGCUUCUACAAGUACUGAUACAACAAACUUAUCAACAUCACCCAGUUCUAAACAGUCCAGCUCUACCAGUCUUAAAACAGACGAACAGUCAUGGUUUAAAAGAGUGGUUUCAGUCAAUACUUUAAUCAGGAGUUUGGCUUUUAGUGAAGAAAGUAAUGAAAAAGUUUUAUCCGAAGCUGUCACAGAGGCUUAUAAGGAAUUAACAAUCCCGUCUGCUCAUUCCCGUUUGUUGAUUUUAACAGGAAUACCAGAACAUGUACCCGUAGACAAGAUCAAACAGGCUGUUAAUAAAGUAUGUAGUGUUCAUGGAGGACUGGAUAAAGAUGGCUUAUAUGUUCCUAACUAUGAAAUAAAACUACCAGAGAAACCAGGAGAAGCAGCAGAAAAAACAACUCCUCCAUGUUCUAACAGAUUCGCUGUUAUUGCACUACCAGCAGGAGCUAAACUCGAGGCUGUCAAAAAAUCAUUGUAUAAAUGUAAACCUAUUGUGAUUGGUUUAAAUAGCGACGAAGAAGGUUUGAUUGACAUACCAGACGAAGUUCUGUCUAUUUCGACAGUCAACUCAUCGUUGUUAACGGAAGUCCAGAGUUCUAAUAUGGCUCUGGAGAACUUUUUAUCAUAUAAACUAUACUGUGGUGGACAGAUGCAGUUACAAGAGGGCGCUGUCAGAUCAUUCACGGAUAUAUUCCACAGUUGCUAUUUUGUCGCCCAGCAGACUGGAAUUGUUGAUCUACGAUCUGGAUUUAUUACAUUAGAGAAAGAACAUAUAUUGAAGAAUUCACAAGAUAAUAUGUUAUAUUUAUUUUUGAACAAUAUGAGACCACCAAAGAAACCAUUAGCCGAUCUGGUAACACAUAUAUUAUUACAGUAUGGUACAGUUAGAACACCUGAUAAAGAGGCUCAACCACCAAGUGAUAAAAAUGGAAAGGGUAAACCAGCCAAAAAAUCUCCCAGAUCUACAAAAGAGAAAGUUGUAUUUGGUACACUAGAAAAGAAUCCUAUAAAAGACCGCAAGGUUAAGGGUAAAGAUAUACCAGAAAAAACAUCUAAAGAUUUACCUGCAUCUUUUAAAGAACUAAAGAUUGGUAGUAAAGGAGAAGGCAAGUCGUUAACAUUAGAUGGUUUUCUACAGUAUAUAAUAGAUACAGGACAUCAAGAUAUUAGAAGCAUAUGGAGAGCUUUAUUAGCUACAGGAUUUGAUUUUCAUUAUAAUAGAUGUUCCUGUACUGAUAUAAAUCAAGCUCAACAAUUAACUAAACAAUGGACAAGAGAGAUGGAUUCAGCUUUAGUUGUAUAUAUUAAUCAACUAACACGUCAACUAGCUGUAGGAUCAGCUAGAUUACAUCCACAUGAAAUUAUACUGUCUGAGUCUGAUCUAGCUUCAGAUAAAUAUGUCAAAUUACAAGGUGUACCACUAGAGAGUAUAAGAUUACGAUUUGCUCUACUACAGAAAAUCAACGUUCAUCUUGAGUCUUUCUUCUUACCACUAGUUGACCUUCGACCUUAUUCUACAUUUAGUCGUAGUACAGCGCAUGUGAUAUCUAAGAUAAGAAAUAUAAUAUUCUAUGAUUUGAAGAAUAACCUGGUUAAUAGAAUAUUAAAUGCUACGGCAUUACGUAAACCUGAUCAAGCUGCACCAGAGAUAACUCUAGAUCCUUUAGAGACUAUCGGAGGAGAGAAGAAGUAUAGUUUUUCUACUGUAUAUUGUCAAGCAUAUAGACAGUUAUCUAAUAUACCAUCUAGUAGAUUAUGUGUAAGAUUAGCUAGUGGUGGUGAUCCUACAUAUUCCUUUAAUGUUAGAUUGACGGGAGAAGAAGUUCAUGGAAACAGUGGUUCAUUCCGACAUUUCUUGGGGCAGAUAGCCAAAGAAUUACAAAGUUCCGCCAUCUCUUUCCUUGUUCCGUGUCCUAGUUCAUCAACAGGUAUCAACAGAGGAAAAUGUUUCCUGAAACCAGGUAAAAUGACGUAUCCAGAGGAAAAACUUCUGCAAUUCCUUGGACAAUUAUUAGGAGUAACAAUGAGAGCGGACAUUCCACUAGAAUUAGAUAUUGUAUCAUCAUUCUGGAAAUGUUUAACAUCAAAAACUAUUGAUCCUAUAACAGACAUACAUGAAGCUGAUAUACUUACUUAUAAUUAUAUCAAAAAAAUAGAAAUGAUUGAAACAGAAGGUGAAUUACAAGCUUUAUGUAGUGAUGUAUAUCCUAGAUUUGUUUAUUCUUCAUUGAUGGGUGAUGAUACGGAACUUAUACCAGGUGGUCAUAAUAUACCUGUCAGUUGGAACAAUCGUCACAAGUAUGUAGAAGCUAUACGUAAUCUACGGUUAAAGGAAUUAUUGAAUGUAGGAAGAAUGGAGUGUUUAAAGACAGGACUAGCAUCUAUUAUACCAAUACAGUUAUUAAACCUAUAUACACCAACAGAUCUAGAGAUUAGAACAUGUGGUUUACCAAUUGUUAAUUUACAAUUCUUAAAGAUGCACACUAUGUAUCAGAUAGGAUUAACAGAUACAGAUCCUCAUAUAGAAUAUUUCUGGGAAACAUUAGAAAGUUUUACACCAGAAGAAUUAGCUAAAUUUAUUAAAUUUGCUUGUAAUCAAGAACGAAUACCUCAGAGGUGUCCGUGUCAAGAUGGAGGAUUAGAAUCGGCACAUGUUCCACCAUAUCCAAUGAAGAUUGCUCCUCCAGAUGGAACAGGUCCAGCCGAUAAGCGUUACAUUCGUGUAGAAACAUGCCUGUUUAUGAUAAAACUCCCACAAUACAGUAGUCAGGAAGUGAUGUCAGACAGGUUACGAUAUGCGAUCAACUGUCGUGAAGAUCCUCUCAGUGGCUGAAUUAAAUGUUCAAAUCCACCACAAGCCUUGUGAUAUUUCCGCUUACACAAAAUUCAGCUUCAGUGCUUCAUAUUUUAUCAUUGUUUUUUUUUUAUAUAUACAAAGCUUGAAGCUUAUCAUUGAUUGUGAACACCGGUUUCAUAGAUCGUGAAUACCAGUUAAAUCUAUUUAAGACAAGAUAUAUCUUUAAUUUUAUAUUUUUUGAAGAUUUCAUGAGUAUAUAUAAAAAACGUUUUCACUCUUCUAAAAGAUAAAUAUCGCGGUUGUUCUAUUUGGAAUAUACACACAGUAAUUUUACACGAGACUAAGGGCCAAUAUCUUAUUGAUGGUGGGAUCAGUUGGAUCUUAUUGAUGGUGGGAUCAGUUGGUUUUAUGCAUAAUUAGUUAACUAAUGACAAGAAUUUGAUAUUAAGAGUGCCUAAUGUAAAAUUAAACUUAUAUAUUCUUUAUAUUUUUUCAAUAAUUUAUAGAUAAAACUGAUUUUAACCAAUGUUAACUUAGAAAAUAUUAUCUUAUCAGUCUAAUAUGUAAUUAGGCAAAGACAAAUGUCAUAACAUAUUCAACAUUUAAAAUAAUGUUCUAAGUUCAUAUGUGACCUGUCAUAGCAAAAUGAGUUGGAUAUUGUUAAACAAAAUUCUUUAUUGAAUAGGGGGUUGGAUGGCCGAAUGGUUAGCACGUGUGUCAUUGAGUCAACUGGCGUGGUUUCGAUUCUCCGGUUGUAUGCGACAAGGUGUAGGGUCACCUGUCCAAUCUCAUGGAUUUUCUCCGGUUUCCUCCCACUGCUAAAGACCCCUACGUGCAAGCAAAUUAUUGAAAAAAAAUUGAACCAUAUGUUAGUCCCGAAAUGACCUGUUUGUGUCGAGUGGACAUUAAACCCUGUCUCUCACUCUUUUUUUUUUUGAAUAUGAUAUUUUCAUCAUAUUGUUUAAACUAAUAAUGUUCAAAAUUUUGAUUAUAAAAUAUUAUUGACAAGAAAACAAUGUGUUCUAUAUAAUGAUUCCAGUGUAACCAGAUAUCAUAUCUAUUAAUAACUACAAUUAACUGAAAGUUUAUGCAAGGCUUUUGUUCAAAUAUUAUGAUGUGUAUAUUAUAUAUACUAAUAACAUUUUGUUGAUAAUAUGAGCUUUAAAGAUGGGUUCCCGCGUACAAACUGGGUGAUUUAAUGGUAUAUAUGGACCAAAAACAUAUUCAAACUAAUUAAUUUGUCAUAAUUAUGCUUCAAAUCCUUCUCAAACAUUGUAAUUGCUAAGGAAUGCCCUGCUACUAAAAUUCGAUUAAACCAGGUCAUGUUUACGUCACGUCUUGGGAGUCAGAGGAAAAUUCAUUGCAUACAUAAGACGAUGUUGUCUUUAAUCGCUUACUAUUUAUUACAAAUAUCGAAUCCUAAUUAAAUUCUUGGAUUAUCCACUACCCGCGUCUUUUUCCGUCAUUUUUAUCUCAGAAAGUAUUGUACGUCUAACUCUUCAUAAAGUUUAUCAACUUGUACAUCAAGCACUCAAGGUUCGCUUGUGACCUUUGACAUCACGCGUGCAGAAGUUCCUAAUCGUCGGACUGUUGAUUAGGGGAACCCUUACAUUUUUGUCCUGUAUACGCUCCAUGAGUGUUUUUCGGGGAAUCCAGUAUUUUUCUAGUAAGAUUGGAUAUCUCUACUUUCCAUAUAUACCAAAAUUGCCAUACUUUUAUUGGAAAUAACCACCCGAUAAAUACUUUUCUGGGAACCCAUCUUUAAACGAUAUAGCACUGUGUGUUCAAGCUUAUCAUUUUGAAGAAUCUGUUCGUAUUCUUGGCAUUUUUGUAAAACAUAAGAUCUCUUUAGAUUUACAGGUAGUUGUAUGGUAUCAAAAUCCCAACAAAAUAUCAGACUGCUGUAUAAAAAUAUAACAUAUAUUGGCAGAGUGUACAACUAAAUCUAAAACAAUUUCAUGCUUCACAAAAUGUCUCUAUUGUAUUUAGUCUUGCUCAACCAGAUUCUCAAUCCAAUAUAUAUAAUUAGAUCACUCUUGACAACCUAGUCUAUGACUUACAUACUUUAAACAAACAAUACUAUUUGCUCAGAAUUUAAAGUCAGUUUUCCAGUAUAAAUUAAUGUGGCUUGGAGAUAGGGGCGCCUUCUCAACCUCGUGGGUUUACUCCGGAUACUCCGGUUUCCUCCCACAGGAAAGACCCCUGCGCGUGCGCUAAGAUAAUGAAAAAAAAAAGACAACUUGUCUGCGAUAUCACCUUCGGUGGAAGCGGACGUUAAACACUAACAACAACAAUAAAUUAAUGACCUACCUGUACUCCAAUCCAUCUCUCUCUCUCUGGUUAUCAUGAAUGACCUACUAGGGUAAAUGUGUUAUAUUACUGAGUGGUCUGGUUGAUGAAAAUUAGCUAUAUUUUAAUUAAUGAUGUAUAUAAAUGUAUAUUAUGAAUGGUAUUUUGUAUGAUAGUAAAACUGAAUAACUAAUAAAGCUAUUUAUUUGAUUAGUUAAUUAAUUAAUUAUUGAUUUAUUUUCCUAUAAUAUGUUUUGAGUUAUUUUUUUUGACCAUAUAUUUGGUAGUUUACUGUAUAUUAUUAUUAUUAUAGUAUAUUUUAGUUUAUUAUUAUGACAACUCGUUAACUUUAUAUUAUGUUUGUAUAUAUAAAACAUCUUUAAAUUGGUUGUAAAGAUUUUUAUAUUGUUAUAUUAUUAUCAACAAGUUUUUUGUUCAACCCCCAGAUGUGUAUUAUAUUUGACUAGCAUCAAAGUGCUGAGUAUAAUGAAGGCUUUCUGCCACUAAGCUCCUUCCCCAUUUGUUUAUGUUGUUAUUGAAGUGAAAAUAGAAUAAUAAAAUAUAUCAGUUGAAAUAUA
Messenger RNA from Patella vulgata (common limpet), 15699 nucleotides. Its product is annotated as probable E3 ubiquitin-protein ligase HECTD4. The transcript is spliced from 66 exons. NCBI's taxonomy places the organism in Eukaryota, Metazoa, Mollusca, Gastropoda, Patellidae. The record is from RefSeq and is a predicted model, not a curated record. Gene Ontology annotation, molecular function: ubiquitin-protein transferase activity. The coding region runs from base 128 to 12868 and encodes 4246 amino acids.